Messenger RNA from Aphanomyces astaci, 1578 nucleotides. RefSeq names its product sodium/hydrogen exchanger 3. Bases 1 to 1578 code for a protein of 525 amino acids. The transcript is spliced from 11 exons. Gene Ontology annotation, biological process: proton transmembrane transport; regulation of pH; sodium ion transport. Gene Ontology annotation, molecular function: sodium:proton antiporter activity. Gene Ontology annotation, cellular component: membrane. Lineage: Eukaryota; Oomycota; Saprolegniomycetes; Saprolegniales; Verrucalvaceae. The record is from RefSeq and is a predicted model, not a curated record.
AUGGGCGGCGAGACGGAACACUCGAACGGGAUGCAUUCCCAGAGAGAAUUCGCCGUUUACUUUGCGGCGACGUUGAUCAUCAUCAUCUUGUCCAUCCUCUUCAGCAACUACGCGGCGCAUCACAAGCAUUGGUACUUCCUCCCCGAGGCCGCAGCGACCAUCUUUGUUGGCAUGAUGGGGGGCGUGCUUUACCUGAUGCACACGGACUCGGUCACCAAAUCCCUGGCGACGUUUGACCCGAGCAUCUUCUUCAUCGGUCUAUUGCCCCCGAUCAUUUUCAACUCGGGGUACACCAUGAAGCGUCGCUUCUUCUUUGACAACAUCACGGCCAUCGUCACGUACGCCGUGGCAGGCACGACGAUUUCCAGCUUCGUCGUCGGCGUCAUCGUGUACAUUGCGGGCUACUCCGGCGCGAGUUUAAAGAUGACGUUGGCUGAGUCGUUGUCGUUUGGAGCGCUCAUCAGCGCCACGGACACGGUGUCGGUGCUUGCAAUCUUCCAAGAGCUCCGCGUGGAGCCGACGCUGUUUUACUUGGUGUUUGGCGAGAGUUCGCUCAACGAUGCCGUCGCGAUCGUGUUGUUUGCAUCGUUUUCCAAGUUUAUCGGCAACUCGUUCACGGCGAGCGCGAUCCCGCUGGCGAUUUUGGACUUUACGUUCAUCUUUGUCGGGUCGACGUUGGUCGGGAUCGUGUUUGGCAUGCUCUCGGCGCUGCUCUUCAAGCACUACAACUUCAAAGGGUGCUUGUACCAAGAGAUCGCCGUGUACAUCAUGUUCACGUACUUGCCGUUCGCAGUCUGCACCGUCGUCGACUUGUCUGGCGUCGUUGCCAUCUUGUUUACAGGCAUUUCCAUGAAGCAUUACACGUGCAACAACCUGAGUGAAGAAGGCAAAGCCUCCGUCGCCAAGUUUUUCAACGCCAUCUCAUACGUGUCGGAAGCCACGAUCUUUCUCAACCUGGGCCUGGCGGUGUUUUCGCUCCAAGAAGGGUUCCAUUUUGGCUUUUCCGUGUGCACGUUGAUGGCGUGCCUGGUUGGUCGAGCACUGCAUGUGUACCCGCUCUCGUACUUGAUCAACCUGCGCAAGGCGGACGACCGCAAGAUUCCCGCGGCCACGCAGCACAUGAUCUGGUUCAGCGGCCUCCGCGGCGCGCUCUGCUUUGCGCUCGCGCUCGAGUGGCCCAACGAACUGCAGCGCCAAGAAAUCAUCACCGUGACCAUGGUGAUCGUGCUCAUCACGCUCUUUGUCGGCGGCGGGGCCACCGUGCCCGUGCUCAACUACCUCCAGAUCAAGCGACUCACGCCAACGGAAGAGCUCGCGAUCGACCAAACCGUCCGGCCGUUGAAACGCAUGCGCGUGUUGCAGUUCGACGCCAAGUAUUUGGUCCCGUUCUUCACGCACAUGCACCCGGACGUGGACGGAAACGUGUCCAAAGCUGCCGCCGACGGGGACGGACGCGCGGCGGCGGCGGCAGUCGAGAUGCAAGAUGGACAUGACGUGCGCGCGCCGGCGCCAACUUCGUCGUCGCCCGCUGGUCACAACGAAGAUGAAGACGGCAUCGAUUUCGCCAACAUGCAUUAG